UUCGCCAUGGUUCGCGUUGGCAUGUCCUUGUUGCUGGUCCUCCUGGUGGCCAUUUCCGCCACCCAGGCGGCAGUGCGCAGUUUCCCGCCCUUCGAGCAGCUCCAGAACCUCGAGAAUCCCAACCUGCGAGCGGUGGUGCCCUUCGCCGACGAGGAUAACUACCGCCUGCCCAACGACACGAUUCCCAGCCACUAUGCAGUGUCCUUGAGCACGAAUGUGCACACUGGAGACACUGUCUUCAAUGGCACUGUGUCGAUUACCUUGGAUGUGGUUGUGCAGACCACCAAGAUUGUGAUUCAUGCCCGCCAGCUGGAGAACUUCACGGCCAACAUCGUUCGUCAGGGAGUGGAGAAUCCCGUGAACUAUAUUUUGACCUAUGAAUACGAGGACGCUCGCGAGUUCCUCACUCUCAGCCAAACGGGUCUCACUUUCCCGGCCGACACCCAGUGGCUUCUGACGAUCAGCUACCAGGGACAUCUGCGUACGGACAACGGAGGCUUCUACCUCUCCACCUACACCGACGAGGAGGGCAACACCAAGUACCUGGCCACCACCCAGUUCGAGAGCACCGACGCCCGCCACGCCUUCCCCUGCUACGAUGAACCCUCGAAGAGGGCCAACUUCACCAUCACCAUCAAGCACGAUCCCUCUUACAAUGCCAUCAGCAACAUGCCCGUGAACGAGACUGCAUCCAGCUCUGGAGUCACAGCCUUCAAUACGACUGUCAACAUGCCCUCCUAUCUGGUGGCCUUCAUCGUCUCCGAGUUUGUCUACUCGGAGGGCGAACUGAAUGGUCUGCCCCAGCGCGUCUUCUCUCGCAAAGGAACCGAAAACGAGCAAGAGUGGGCUCUGACCACCGGAAUGCUGGUGGAGAAGCGUCUGUCCGACUACUUUGGAGUUCCCUUCGCCCUGCCCAAGCUGGAUCAGGCUGGCAUUCCGGACUUUGCCGCCGGAGCCAUGGAGAACUGGGGAUUGGCCACGUACCGUGAGGAGUACCUGCUGUACAACCCAGUGAACUCGACCAUCAGCACGCAGACCAACAUUGCCACGAUCGAGGCUCACGAAGAUGCCCACAUGUGGUUCGGAGAUCUGGUUGCCAUCGAGUGGUGGACUUACCUGUGGCUUAAGGAGGGAUUCGCCACUCUCUUCGAGAACCUGGCUGUGGAUUUGGCCUAUCCCGAGUGGGACAUCUUCCAGACCUUCCAUGCUGGCUCCUACCAGAGCGCUCUGGUCUACGAUGCCAGCGCCACUGCCCGCCCCAUGACCCACUUCGUCCAGAAGCCGUCGGAGAUUGCCCUGCUGUAUGACAACGUUCCAUAUGCCAAGGCCGGAUCCGUUCUGGACAUGUGGCGUCAUGCCCUGACCAACACGGUGUUCCAGCGCGGUCUGCACAACUACCUGGUCGACAAUCAGUACACUGCUGCCAAUCCCGACAAGCUGUUCGAGGCCAUUGCCAAGGCCGCUGUGGAGGAGAACUACGCCGUGCCCGCCACCAUUGCGAAUAUGAUGGGCAGCUGGUCGAACCAGGGUGGAGUACCCCUGUUGACCGUGACCCGUAACUACGAGAGUGGAGCCUUCACCAUCAAGCAGUCGACGUACACCAAUGACAAGGAUUACACCAACGACAAGCUGUGGUAUGUCCCUGUCAACUAUGCCGACUUCUCCAAUCCCGACUUCCGCAACACGGAGGCCACCCACUAUCUGCUGAACCAAUCCGAACUGACCAUCGACGCCAAUAUGGAUCAGAGCAACUGGCUGAUUCUAAAUAAGAAGUCCACUGGCUACUACCGCGUGAACUACGAUACCGAGAACUGGCGACUGAUCACCAAUGGACUGACCACUCGUCCCCACAAGAUCGAUCCCAGGAACCGCGCUCAGUUGAUCAAUGACCUGUACCGCUUCACCACCAGUGGUCGCGUGCCCCAUGCCACUCUGCUGGAGCUGCUGACCUACUUGCCCCAGGAGGACCAGUACUCCCCGUGGUCCGCUGCCAAUACGGUGAUCACCCUGUUUAACCGCUACUUGAGCGGAGAUGCGGACUACGCCCACUUCCAGUUCUACGUCCGUGAGCUGGUGAGCCAGCAGUACGACAAGUUCGGAGUGAACGACCUGAGUGGCGAGCAGCAUCUGGUGAAGUUCACCCGCAACCUGCUGAUCAACAUCGCCUGUCUGGCCGGCUUGGAGAACUGCCUGACAGAGACCAAGGCCAAGUUGACUGCUCUGGUGGAGGAUGGCACCGUGAUCGAACCGAAUCUGCAGUCGCAGGUCUACUGCAAUGCCCUGAAGCAGUCCGAUGACAAGAACUUCGACUUCGUGUACAACAAGCUGAUGAGCUCCACCGACCAGGCCGAGCGUCGUCUCCUGAUCUCCGCCCUGGGUUGCGCCCAGAACACCGCCCAGCUGGAGAAGUUCGUGUCCAGCAGCAUUGACCAGUCGAAUGGCCUGAGGGUUCAGGAGAGGAUCACUCUGCUGAGUCCGGCCUAUUCCCGCGGCGAGGUGGGUCUGUUGGCCUCCAUUGACUUCCUGCAGAGGAACUGGGACGAAUACGCCCAACUGAACACCGGUUUUGGUGGCGUGAAUCCCCUGUACAGCGACAUUGUGGGCAUCUCCGCCUAUGUGGUCAACACCAAGCAGAAGGAGGAGCUGCAGAAACUGGUGGACACCGUCAAGGAUUCCGCCUAUGUGCCCACCACACUGCAAGCCAGUGUGGAUGCCAAUGUCAAUGCCAACAACGCUUGGCUGGAGGCCAACCGGGAUCCCCUGAUCACCUGGGUAUCCGCAUUCCGCAGCGGCAGUUCCGCCCUGAACGCCUCCAUUUUGGCCAUCUUCGCCUGCCUUCUGGCCGCCAAACUGUUCUAAAAUGUAGAUCCCUAAGUUAGUCAUAGAUUUGCACCCGUGCGCCAAUAAAUUCCAUUAAAUCCCUA
Messenger RNA from Drosophila rhopaloa, 2924 nucleotides. Its product is annotated as aminopeptidase N. Gene Ontology annotation, biological process: peptide catabolic process; proteolysis. The transcript has 4 exons. Gene Ontology annotation, molecular function: zinc ion binding; metalloaminopeptidase activity; peptide binding. Gene Ontology annotation, cellular component: cytoplasm. The record is from RefSeq and is a predicted model, not a curated record. Lineage: Eukaryota; Metazoa; Arthropoda; Insecta; Diptera; Drosophilidae. The coding region runs from base 7 to 2859 and encodes 950 amino acids.